Helianthus annuus (common sunflower) is the source of this 462-nucleotide messenger RNA. Its product is annotated as flavonol 3-sulfotransferase-like. The transcript is spliced from 2 exons. Lineage: Eukaryota; Viridiplantae; Streptophyta; Magnoliopsida; Asterales; Asteraceae. Gene Ontology annotation, biological process: sulfation. The record is from RefSeq and is a predicted model, not a curated record. Bases 1 to 462 code for a protein of 153 amino acids. Gene Ontology annotation, cellular component: cytoplasm. Gene Ontology annotation, molecular function: sulfotransferase activity.
AUGUCAACUGAUCAAAGAGAAAUUGAAGAGGAAAAGAUCCAGCAAACAGCAUGCCCAACUCCUCAUGGAGCUUCCAAGAGCUGCUGGAUCUUUCAGGAAUUAUCUGUAUCUCUACAAAGGCAGUUGGCCGCCUCCUCCUGUCCUGUUAGGCGCCAUGCUGAUGCAAACCCACUUCAAACAUCGCAUACAUACGGCGCAUAUUGGGAUCAUGUGUUAGGGUUUUGGAAGGCGGCCCUUAAAUCUCCGGACGAGGUAUUGUUCUUCAAGUACGAAGAGAUUAAGAGGGACCCGGAGGCUCAUGUUAAGAAGUUGGCUGAGUUCAUGGGAGUGCCAAUUUCAGUUCCGGAAGAGGAUAAUGGAAUGGUGAAAAAGAUUGCUGAGUUUUGUAGUUUUGAGCAUUUGACAAGCUUGGAGAUAACUAAGGCCGGAGCUCACAGGUUUAACGACAGGCAUGUGAUAUAA